AUGCAUAAUAAUAACUCCUUUAUCAAGGAUUUAAAGUUCUUACAGCCCCUUGAAGUUUAGCUUCAGAGAGAUGAGUACACAAGCAAAUUCAAUUUAGAAGCAAGGAUAAAUGAUAUUAAUGAGUUCAGAGAAAUUGAUAUUUUGGAUAGAGAUAUCCAUAAAAAUCAGCAUGGACUUAUUUCGCUCUAUAAUCAUAAUUCCAAGAUAAAAAUUGAACCUAAAUUAAUGAUUUGCAUAACUAUGUACAAUGAAUCAAGAAAAGAAUUGGAAUCAACAUUAAAUGGUAUAUUCAAGAAUGUAAAGACUUUUAAAGAGGAAUGUCUUGUAGAUAACUUAGAAAUUGUAGUCGUUAUUAUAUAUGAUGGUAUGAAUAAGCUUUGUACUACUACUUAAGAAGAACUUGUAGAUAUAGAUGAGGAUAUGCUGGAAUACUUCAUAGCUUAAGACAAGAAGAUAUAGAAUGAUGAUAAAGAAUUCAACAUGAAAUAUCAGCAUGAAACUUACUGCUAUAAUCUCAAAUUGUCUUAAAUCAAAAUAGAUGAAGAAGAACACAAAAAUAAAUUUGAAAUAUUUGACUAAGAUAAGAAGAUUAAGCAUAAUUACGAACAAUGGAAAAUCUCCAAUCAACACUAUAAUGAGAAAGAAGGAAAAAGAAAAUUUUUGCAAGAUGAAAAAGACGAAGCCUUAAAAUACAUCUAAAGCAAGAAGAAUAAUGGAUUUCUCUAUUAGAUAUAAUCAUCACUUGAGUAAAUCGAUGACACUAUUAAUGAUUUUCCCGAUAAAAAUAAGAAAAAAUCUAAAAACCUAAAUACUAGUAAAAAAGAUAAAAACCCAGAUGAUAUUGAUGAUGAAUCUAUCAGCAUUUUCCACUGUGUUAAAUAUUAAAACGGAGGUAAACUAUCCAGUCAUUUGUGGUUCUUUAGUGGUUUUUGCGAAUUAUUCUAGCCUUCAUACACAAUUUUACUUGAUUGUGGUUUAGUUCCUGAUGAAAAAGCUCUUUUCAACAUGUUUUUGGCAUUCGAAACAGAUAAAAACAUAGGUGGAGUCUGUGGUUUUAUGGGUAUUAAAUUCUAAGAUGUAUACACUGACGCUGGUCAAAGAAAGGAUGAAUAUAAAAGAGCUCAACCAUAAAUUGAUUUUCUAUCUGACCUAUUUUAAAAAAUUUUCGAUGUAUAAAAGGCCUAAAUGUACGAAUAUAAUAUGGGUCAUUUUAUUGAUAAACCUUUUGAGUCACUUUUUGGUUAUAUUUAAGUACUUCCUGGUGCAUUCAGUGGUUACAGGUGGGAUGCUCUUAAACGUGAUGAAGAAACAAAGGAUUGCAUUUUAGAUGAUUACUUAUCCAGUGUAUUGGAUUAAUCAAGAGAACUGACAUUAGAACAAUAAAAUAUGAAUCUCGCAGAAGAUAGAAUUCUCUGUUUAAAAAUUUACUCAAAGCAUGGAAAAAAAUAUACCUUGAAAUAUUUGCCUAAUUGUCGUGCAAAAGUCGAUCCUGUUACAGAUUUGAUGACAUUGAUCAGCUAAAGAAGGAGAUGGAUUAAUGGUUCUACUUUCGCUUUAAAACUUUGCUUAAGAGACAGUAACCUAGUUUAUGAUUCAGAUCACGGUAUGUAUGAUAUUAUUAAAUUUAAAUUGUGCAUGGCUUUUGCUUGGUUAAAUAACUUCUUGAGUUAUAUUUCGUUGUCUGUAUUUUUCAUUAUUGUCUUCAUUAUGAUAGAAACAAAUGUUAGCUAAGUUACUUUAGAAGGCUCAAUCCUUAAUGGUUCAGCUCUAUAAUUACUUAUUACAACAUUAUUCUUUGCUGUUUAUUUUAUCUCUGUCCUAGUCAUUAUAUACAUUUCUCUAAUGCUUGAUACAAGAAAACCUGAGGUUAUAAGAUCAUUCUACCCUAUUUCUACAUUCUUAGGCUUAGUCAUGCUUGUCGCGUAUGUGUUUAUGAUUAUCUACGUUAUUUUGACAACUCUCUUUACAUGGGAUUAUUACAUUCUUGGAAAUAAAUUUUCUUAGUAUGCUUAGUCUGGUAUUUUGUAAUCAUGGAAUGAAAAUUUCCUUAAGGAGUUUUUCUGCUACUUGAUUGUUGUUGGAUUCUUUAUAACUUUUAUUCCUUAUAUUUUUAAUCCUCGCAAAAUAUUGGAAAUGAUUAUUUCGUUCAUUCAUUUCAUAGCUUACCAGGCAUAGUACAUACAUCUUUUCACAAUUUAUGCAUACUGUAGAAUCGAUGACUUUUCAUGGGGUACCAAGGGUCAAAACACGGCCUCAUAAUAGUAAGAUGUAAGCAAAAGUAUUAAAUUUAAGUUUGUAUUAUAGUGGUUUUUGACAAACUUCUUUAUUGCAUUUUUGUUUUCUUCAUUUUUAACCUCAACAAUCAUGCCUGAUGAAAUGCAGGAAUAUGUAAAGCCAGCUAUUUUGACAAGUAUUUCUGUUGUUUUUGUUGGUUAGCUUGUUUUGAGAGUAAUUGGAGCUUUGUUUUAUGAACUUUACUUCAUUUACUUCAGAAGAAAAAUGGCAAGUAAAUAAGAUGCCAUCCACCACUUAAGAGAAUAAGGAAGUGAAAAAGAAUUACUUAAAAAAAUCAAUGAAAUUAAGCAAACAAUUUAGAGAUCUUAAGCUCAAGUUGUUGAAGACAGUAUAUUAUAACCUAUUGAUAAUUAAUAAAUGACUUAGUAUGAUAACUAACAAUCACAUUUAGUUUAACAAUUCACUUAGUUUGGCUAAUAAAAUACUCAAAAUGGCUAAUAAAACACUAUAUAUGCUUAAUGA
Tetrahymena thermophila SB210 is the source of this 2757-nucleotide messenger RNA. RefSeq names its product chitin synthase. Gene Ontology annotation, cellular component: cell periphery; cell septum. The record is from RefSeq and is a predicted model, not a curated record. Gene Ontology annotation, molecular function: chitin synthase activity. NCBI's taxonomy places the organism in Eukaryota, Ciliophora, Oligohymenophorea, Hymenostomatida, Tetrahymenidae. The transcript is spliced from 12 exons.